UCGAUCAUGGCUAGGAGACGAUUGUCUACGGCUCUGUGCAACAUGACCGAAAGCUUCAUCAGAAACCGUCUCCGGCGCCAGUUCUUGUUUGUGGGCGGCAUCGUGUCCGUCUUCUUCUUCCUGUACAUGUUCAGCCUCAACUCGCAGUGGCCGGCCUUCGCCAUCAUCCCCAGGUUCAACAGCUGCAACCUCACGGCCGGCUCGCACUCCGGGCUGCACAGGGUCUAUGACGAGUGGCCGCCCUUUGCCCUUAAACUCACUGAUCACGAGCUGUUCAAGACGACUUGCACGCCAGGAGCGGAGUUUACCAUUGCAGGUGUACCCGAUCUUCUACCUGUGUGGGCUAAAGCUGAAGCACAAGAAUGCAGGGACCUGUAUGAGAAGUUUGCCGCCAUCUACCUGAUAGAAAAACGUGUUGGCUCAGUCAAGAUACCUGGGACAUUUGUUUUCAAGGUGAAAGAAUGGCUGGGCAACAAAAAUGAGUUGUACGAGGAAUUGUUCCGUCAGAAUAUUAUCCACAUAAGCAAUAUGUACACAAGGGAAACUACUGUAUUUAACCCACUGAGAGACAAGAGGCCAGUGACAAAACCAAAAGAAUCUGAAGAAGAUUACUUGGAGAGGAUAACCAAAGAGUCUGCUGUUAACUGUGACUUCUGUAAAUAUAAAAACUACACAGCCGAGGAUGAGUUUGGCAGAGUGGAGUCAGAACUGUCUUUCACAGCCUCCAACAUAUUUAAGCUGGACCGCUUGCACGCUGUUGUGACCAUCAAGGACCACGACCCUGUCAACUGGAGUUAUGAUCAGUAUAUGGACAUGAUGAGGCUGACUAAUGUGUGGCUUGACAAAGCCUUUAGGAAUGAGCCAGACGCCAUGUUUCCAGCCAUCAUAUGGGAUCUUCUACCCAAGUCUGGCUCCAGCCAGCUCCACCCACAUGACCAGGUCUUCCUAAGUCCCAACAGAUAUCAAGGAAUGGUUGAGUCGUGGAGACGAGCAGCACAGGACUACUACAGCGACCUACACAGCAACUACUUCACAGAUUUGAUCACCAUCUACUCCGCCUUAGGGCUGGCUGUGCCAUUCAAGUCUGCUGUAGCUCUGGCCAGUCUGACUCCAAGGAAAGACAACGAGGUGGUUAUUAUCGCCCCUGAAGCAAGUGAUGACUUUUUUGAGCUAAUUUAUUAUGUGUUGCGUGGUUAUAUGGAUGAUCUAAAGAAAUAUUCUUUCUCUCUUGGGGGAGGCUACCCAGCAAUGGACAAAAAUUGUAAGAAUGGCCGUAUACCUGCCUUCGUACGCAUCAUCACCAGAGGGGUGAUGACGGAGAUUAGAACAGAUAUAAGUGCUCUAGAGCUGUUUACUGCAACCAAUGUCAACAUAGACCCGUACAAGGUCGUUGCUAAUAUCAAGGAAUCAAUAAAGAAGAGAGCGCCCAGAUAGAAUCUACCAGCUGAUUAGUCCUUUAACAAAAUAGUGGUUGUGUUCUCCAUUGCUUUCAUUCGUUUGUGUUGAUAAUAUUAACAAAUUCACAUUCCUGUAUGGCUAGACUGGUAAAAUGAUGUUUAGCCAUGGUUUUACUGUGCUUUAACCGUGGUUAAAUUGUGGUAAAGCCAUUGUUAAACACUAUAAAUGAUGUUCAAACUUUGCAAGUUUAAAAUUUUAGCAGCCACUGCAUUUUUUGCAGAAUUUAUCCCAUAGAAAAUCAUCCUUUUGGGGGAAAAAACAUCCUUUUGAAACAUCUUUAUGUAAAAAAACAUGGCUUCUUGUUUUAAAUAAGAAAAAUGUGUAUCUUCAAAAACAGAAUGUCAUCUUUCAUUUAUGGGUAUUAGAACAAUGACACUGCUAUUCUUUGAUCUCAGUGGUAGACUCUUCAAUAAAAAAAAUUAAAAAACAGAGGUAGAUAAACCAUUAGACAGCCUUACGAAAUCAUUCAUAUUUGUUCAUGACUUGUUGGUGACCAAGAGUUUAUGGUCCAUUGCUGCUUGAGAAAAAGAAACGCAGUCCUUUCUUGUAUCCUGGCUUGUUGUGUGUGAGACGACUUGACUGGGAUAUAUUAAACUGUAUAUAAACAUUGUAGAGAUCUGAGCUGUUUGUCUAGCGUAGAUUCAAGUCUUAGCAGCACAGAAUAAAGAUGUGGCUCGGAUGUUGGAUCAGCCUGGGAUACAGGAUCUCAUCCGACUCACCCUUACUAUGAUCUACAUUUGAGGUGUAUACUCAUUCCUAAAAGCUAUGCAAUCCACAAUUAGAUUCAGUCUUUGUCACUUUUGUAUAGAAAUUUUUUUUUUUUAAUAUUUGAUGAAAUACAAUGAAAUACUUAUCAUCUUUUUUGAAAGAUUACCAUUUCAGUGUGCCAUACUUGUGUUAGCUUUUGUAAAGCUACCAUGAUUAGUAACAUCUUGUAUAUAUAUUUUUAAUGCCAGGAUUGUUUUCUCUGUUUUUGAAACCAUUGUAUGGAAACACCUGUUUGGUUAUUGCAGUAAAAAUUAGGUUUUGUAUGCUGUCCUACCCAUAUCAGCCUGUGGACUCUGUGAUAUUUUUUGUCAUCUUCUCUAAGAUUUAACAUUAUUAUGUAUUAAGUUACAACAUUUUUUUUUUAAAUUUAUACCAAAAAAAAAUAUUCAUUGAUAUAUGAAUAUUAUUUAAAAAAUUAAAGAAAGAAAUUUUCAACAUUUGAAGUUGAACUUAUGCAUAGUCUGGUAGUUUUAUUUAUUAUGAUGAGUUAAAUGCAAUAUAAAUUAUCUUUCCCAUAAUUAUGUGUUAUUAGAAAUUGGGUUAUAUUUUUU
Molecule: messenger RNA, 2777 nt
Organism: Physella acuta
Lineage: Eukaryota; Metazoa; Mollusca; Gastropoda; Physidae
Source: RefSeq, a predicted model, not a curated record